Molecule: messenger RNA, 627 nt
Organism: Strongyloides ratti
Lineage: Eukaryota; Metazoa; Nematoda; Chromadorea; Rhabditida; Strongyloididae
Exons: 2
Coding region: 1-627 (208 amino acids)
Source: RefSeq, a predicted model, not a curated record
AUGAAAUUAUUUUCAAAGAAACUUAUUAUCUUAACAAUAACAUUUACUUUGUUAGUGGUGUCGCUGAAUGCUUCUGUUGAAUGUCCUCUAGGACCUAAUGGUAGAAAAUUAACAUGUGCUUUUGAGUGUUGUCCUUCAUUUGAAGGUGAAGAUCAUGGUUAUUACUGUUGCGGUGGAGAUGAUAAAACACCACUAACCCGUGGAUUUUUUAAUUCUCAAUCAUCAGAUCAACCACAUUCUGAUAAAUUUGUCAUGGCAUAUGGAAAUGGUUUUCAAAUUGAUUAUACUCUUGUAAUUGUUGGUUUAAUAAUAUCAGUUAUUCUUUCUGUAUUAUUAUCAUUAUUUUGUUGUUUCUUAUGCAACAGUUGUUGGUUACGUCGCCGUCGUAGUGGAACAAAUUAUAAUGGUCAUGUUCAAGAAGAAGGAUUUAUACCAAUAUGUUGUGGUUUUGGUAUUCCAACUGGUACAUUAGUUUUUAGUACUCAUCCACCACAAGUUAAUCCACCAGACAACAUUUAUGGUGGUAGUAGUAUGACAUCUCUUCCAAGUAGUAGAAACAGAGUUAGAUUUAAUAAUGAUGGAACUCCAAGAGGUGUCUUAAAAAAUAAUCAAGCAUACGACUAUUAA